GGGAAGAUAAGCUUGGGCGAAGAUGACAGGAUCGCUCGGGCCUGGUCCGAUGGCCCGUGCGUUGACUCCGAGCCCCGACGCCAGGCUGCCAGUGCAGACGUGAGUACUCCGGUAGUGUAUACAACUCCAUCACCAUCAGGUAUAUAAGACUGCAUGAUGGGAGACGUUCAAAUAGCACCCAGCAGUGACAGCACAAAGCUUACUCUUCAACUUUCAUCUGCCAUUCUCACCGUGAUUCAAUCAACUCCAACUGCCUCUCCCUCCUCGCAACAAUGCCUUUCACCCCAUUGAACAGCAUGUACCGGGCUAUCAGGUCCAAGUCCCCGAAGAAGACCAAGAACGCCGAGGAUUCGAAACAAGAAAACGACAAGAGGCCCACGGAAAUCUCAAGCAAAUCUACGAAUGAUGACUCCGCGUCGGUGCUCAGCGAUGCCACUACCCUCGCUCCUCGAAAAGGCGAACAAUCUUCGAAGAAAGGGAACACUCAAGAUCAAGACGAGAUCGAUUACAAUUCCGUGCGGUACAUGAUGCGAGGCAUGGGGUCGCGUACAUGAUACCUGGCACUUUCCGGUGUGCACCGCUUUCUGCACGAUAUAACGCUUUCCAUGAGAGAUGACCACUUCUAAAAUAUGGGAUUGCUGGGGGAAGGGCAUAGGGCGAGGUAGAAGCGGCGGCCUUGGUAUUGGAAACGGGCAAAGAUUGUCGUUUGGCGUUUUCUUGGGAUGUUAGUAAUGAUGCAUAAUAUGGAACCUAAUACCUGACACGGGGAUCUGAAUUUAUAAGAGCAUGAUCGCUUCUCUCUUCUGUGAUUUAAAUGCUGUUCUCACUGAUAAUUAAGAGACAUGUGACAAUCGAUGAGAUCUUUGGCAAUUGCAUUCUUUCUUCUGUUUGACAGCCGCUGCUUUGCGGACUGCAGUUCCAGC
Aspergillus homomorphus CBS 101889 is the source of this 923-nucleotide messenger RNA. RefSeq lists its product as uncharacterized. The transcript has 2 exons. The record is from RefSeq and is a predicted model, not a curated record. NCBI's taxonomy places the organism in Eukaryota, Fungi, Ascomycota, Eurotiomycetes, Eurotiales, Aspergillaceae. Bases 273 to 554 code for a protein of 93 amino acids.